Messenger RNA from Mesitornis unicolor (brown roatelo), 790 nucleotides. It is a transcript of the gene COX15, whose product is annotated as cytochrome c oxidase assembly protein COX15 homolog. Gene Ontology annotation, cellular component: mitochondrial inner membrane. The transcript has 5 exons. Gene Ontology annotation, biological process: heme A biosynthetic process. Lineage: Eukaryota; Metazoa; Chordata; Aves; Mesitornithiformes; Mesitornithidae. The record is from RefSeq and is a predicted model, not a curated record. Gene Ontology annotation, molecular function: oxidoreductase activity, acting on NAD(P)H, heme protein as acceptor. The coding region runs from base 20 to 790 and encodes 256 amino acids.
GACCGAAUCAGGCCUUUCUAUGGUUGACUGGCACCUGGUGAAAGAGAUGAAACCCCCAAGAACACAGCAGGAGUGGGAAGCAGAGUUCCAGAAGUACCAGCAGUUCCCAGAGUUUAAAAUCCUGAAUCAUGACAUGACGCUGACAGAGUUCAAGUUCAUUUGGUACAUGGAGUACUCGCACCGUAUGUGGGGCCGUGUUGUGGGUUUGGCCUACAUCCUGCCUGCCGCCUACUUCUGGCGAAAGGGCUGGCUCAGCCGCCCCAUGAAGGGCUGUGUCCUAGCGCUCUGUGGGCUGGUCUGCUUCCAGGGGCUGCUGGGAUGGUACAUGGUGAAGAGCGGGCUGGAAGAGAAACCAGACUCUUAUGACAUCCCUCGGGUCAGUCAGUACCGUCUCACAGCACACCUCGGCUCCGCGCUGGUUCUGUACUCUGCCAGCCUGUGGACAGGGCUGUCUCUGCUGCUUCCACAGCACAAGUUACCUCAGAGCCAUCAGCUCCUUCGCUUGAGACAAUUUGCUCAUGGCACUGCAGCUCUCAUUUUUCUUACUGCUCUUUCAGGUGCCUUUGUGGCAGGGCUGGAUGCUGGCCUUGUGUACAAUUCUUUCCCCAAAAUGGGAGAGCGCUGGAUCCCAGAUGAUCUUCUUGCCUUCUCACCGGUGCUGAGAAAUCUCUUUGAAAACCCUACGACCGUACAGUUUGAUCACAGGAUCUUGGUCAGUGCUGUCUUCCUGCUAUGUCUGUGUUUCUUCUUGGUUGCCUCCUGCAGCCAAGCUGUUCUUUUUGGGAUAUAG